This is a messenger RNA of Trypanosoma conorhini, 3459 nucleotides long. RefSeq lists its product as uncharacterized. Bases 1 to 3459 code for a protein of 1152 amino acids. The record is from RefSeq and is a predicted model, not a curated record. Gene Ontology annotation, biological process: protein ubiquitination. Gene Ontology annotation, molecular function: ubiquitin protein ligase binding. Lineage: Eukaryota; Euglenozoa; Kinetoplastea; Trypanosomatida; Trypanosomatidae. The transcript has a single exon. Gene Ontology annotation, cellular component: cullin-RING ubiquitin ligase complex.
AUGAAUUGGGAUGCGAAGGAUUUACUGCACUGGCUACGUCAGUGGGGUCCUAUUAAUAACAGUCUUCUUUACUUCUCCAAUCACUCCCAAGUGUUGCACCCGUUUGCGGUGCCCUUUAGCAGCGGUGGGGCGGCGUCCUCCUCUGCCCGGUCGCUGGUUGGGAGGCAUGAGAGCAGCGCGGAGGUAAUAGGGCAAGGGGAAACCGAGGCUGGUGCGAGGGAGGCGGACGAUGUUGCUGUGGGGGUUGAAGCUGCCUUUAACGAGGCAACUGACAGUAGCAACGUAUUGAUGCUCUAUGCGCGGGUGUACGACAUGCUUUCAACGUUCGGCAAAGUGGGGUUCUGGUCGAACGCCGUCAUUUUGGAGCAGCUGCUUGCCUCGUCUAUUUCUGCGUGGGUGGUGCGGCUGUGUGCGAGCAGCGGCGGUCGUCUCCAGGCGUGUCCGGCGCCAUCUAUCGAAGAGUUGAAGCCGCGGUCGAUCUGGUGGAGUUCCCGUGAGUUGAGCGAUGCUUGGGAGGAGGCGUUGGAAACCAACAGCAGGCCGUGGACAACGUUGGCGGGGGUAACGGCGAUGGAUGAUGUGGAGGCGGCCAAAAAACGCUCUCGAGAUCGGCCAGUCAGAGUGAUGCCAGAAGACGCCUCGCAUGAGAGGCGGCCGCACUCAGGGGACGGCGAGGAAUGUCACCCGGAAGCAGCGUCCCACAGAAGGGGGGAGACAGCAAAGAGGGAAGCGGAGGAGGAGGAGGAGGAGGAAAUAUUGGCUCUACACAGUCUUGUCACCUUUGCCCUGCACUAUCACCGAAUGCGGUGGGUUCUGCGGGUUGUAUUUCUGCGCGUAGAUGUUGAGCUAGACAACAUUGCGUGGCGCAUUAUGCGAAGCUGCGUCCUGUCAACACUAAAGUACAACACUGUCAUGAUAGAGAGCGUCUUGCACCGCACGGUUGAGUAUUGUCUGGAGAACUCUCAUGCUUGUCAUGAACCUACAACGGCGGAACUCGCUCAGGCAGACGCGCAAGCGUGUUUUGAUGCCGUUUCCACCCCCUCAUUCUCAUUGGAUGCACUGAGGUGUUUAAGGGAUCGUGAUGUCUUGCUUGUCUGUCGAGUUUUGUCAAUGUUGGAUGAGUGUUGUGCGCAGGAGAUUUCCCGCCUUGUGACAGACCGGGUCGUUGGACUCAAUGAACAGCACGGCUGUGAGCUGGCGUACACCAACUUGGCACCUUUGUUAGUACAAGAUGGAACCGGCACGAAUGACAAGGCCCCAAGGCUCAAGGAUGCCUUUGGGGCGUUGCAAAACUGCAUGAAUGCCUUCAUGCGUCUUCGCAGCUCCAUGCUGCUGUACUUUGGUGGCGGGACACAGCAUGUGGAUCAGUUGUCGACGCUCGGGCGGGAAGGUUUCUCAAAGGCGGAACGUGCAUUCUCCGUUGGAUUCUGUCAGGGCGUCGUUUUUCUUAAAUUUGUUGAUGCCUGGGCCCUGCCACUUUGGCUGUAUGCCUGCGAGGAAGAGCAAGAACGGUGGAUGUUGUCUACCACUGCCCGUGCCGCACGGUGGAGCAGUGUGAAGGAGAUGACUGGGCAGUUGGACGAUUCCAUUGGUGUUCGCUCCCACAGUAGGACUCUUUGGCAGCUGGGUCAGGUGGAGGCCAGCGGAGGCAGCUCUACCACCGAGAACGGCAGUUUACCGCGGAGCCCAGGGUUUGCGACACUGAUCUUCUUUCUCAACCCCGAGCCAAAACUGCUCUCGGACUUUGAAGCGUGUUUUGGAGCGGCUGUGCGUCGAUACUUUGAGGAACUUCUGGCGAAGUCGCACACGACAGGAGCACCGCUGCAGGCGCUUCCGCGUGAUGUCUACCAACACUGUGUGUUUCUUCUCAGGCUGACAAAUCAGCUGCUGGAGCCGCCCGCCUCUGCUGGUUGUGCGGGGGCCCACGCAACAUUGCGGGCGGUGCGGAAAGGCAUGCAAAAAUUCUUUUCGGAACGUGAAUCAUGUGUCGUACUCACAUUGGCAAGUGCCCUUCAUGAGCAGGUGGCCGUUGGGAAUUCGCACGGGGGCCCAGCCGAUGGCGGUGGCACAUACCUCGAGAUCAUUGACACCAUUCUGGAGCUCGCCUCCCUCCUUCACUCGAAAGAUCUUUUUGUGAACUGCUACUGCGGUUUGCUGGCACCGCGGCUUAUGAUGGCGCAGCAAUCCCUGACGCUGGAUAUGGACACGGAAGUCAUCUCCCGUCUGGCAGUACGUCUGGGUGAUGCCCUUGCUGCGGAACCCUGUGCCUUGCUGCGUGACAUCCGUGCUGGGACGCCGGCGCCGCAUCGCAUCUCACCUGUCGCCGGCGCAUUACAGCAGCCUGAGCUGCUUCGGCACGUGCGAGUCCUCUGUAAGGCCCGUUGGGAGAAGUACGCUCGUGUUACUGUGAAUCUCUCAGAGAUGCAGCGCUGCUUCGAGGAAGGACAGUGGUUUGACGCGAAAAUGCUGUACGCGAUGCGUGCAUUUGAGGAACGCUUUGACGGCGUGGAAGGCAAUGGGGCGGGAAGUAACUCGAGAAAGCACGUCUCCUCCCGUGUGAGUCGCUGCACUGGAUUCCUUGGCAGCCGCGGGAGCCUGGACGGUGGCGACGACGCGGACCACAGUAUCGCCAGCCAGGAGGAUCACGUGUUGGCCGCCGCCGCUGGCAGCAGAAGCGCUGAGUCCCGACGCACUUCUCUUCCUGCGUCCAGCACCUUCUCUGGGGCGGAGUGUGUGCUGCAGCGGCGACGGCUCUCGUGGUCACUUGGAAGUGGGGCGCUCACUGUGGUGUGUCACGCGGCGCAGGUGCACGAGCGCGAUCCUGUUUCGAGUGUGCAGCUGGUGAUGCCACCCGUCGGUCUUUUGCUGCUGCAGGCCCUUGAGCGCUACGACGAUUCCUCGACCACGACAUCCGUGCUCAGCCCUACCAGCUGUACCCUGGAAUUCCUGCACGACAAACUGCCUGUCGAGGUGCCGAAGCCGCUUCUCGCCGCCGUUUUGGGCGGCCUGGUGCGACACCGCAUCGUGAGGCGGACCGCUGCCGCCAUCCACCGCAGCAACACUGCCGGCGGCGGCGGCGGCGCUGGUGGGUCCACCACGUACAGUCUGCCGGCAUCGUUUGCGGAGUGCAGGAAGCGGAAAGUCGUCAUUGACGCUGCCAGCGCGCUGCAUCACUGGGUGCCGUACUUGCAGGAGGAGCCGGGUGACAGCAAGGCAAUCGUCAUGACGGUGGAUGGCAUUCUCGACACGGAGCGGCUGAGGAAGUUGGAGGCUGGCAUCGUACGCAUCAUGAAGGAGAAACACUCGCUUGCGCAUUCCGAUCUUUUUAACUCUGUUGCGGCACUCCUUGUGAACCAUUUUGCUGUCACGGCACCCAUGUUUAAGCGUUGCGUGUCGCAGCUCAUUGAACGCGAGUUUAUUGCGCGGCAGGAACGAGACACUUAUGUAUACCUCGUCUAG